This is a messenger RNA of Morchella importuna, 252 nucleotides long. RefSeq lists its product as uncharacterized. The record is from RefSeq and is a predicted model, not a curated record. Bases 1 to 252 code for a protein of 83 amino acids. Lineage: Eukaryota; Fungi; Ascomycota; Pezizomycetes; Pezizales; Morchellaceae. The transcript is spliced from 2 exons.
AUGGAAAAUAAAGUUGAUAACCCUACCCCGGCGAAUCCGAGCCUCGCGGCUACAGCCGCUACCCAGGUUGUCGAUACACACGAUCCUGCUGCAGGUGUCGGCGAUGCGCCAAUCCUUGCGGCUGACAUUAUCACACCAGCUGCAGCCCAGUCGAUUGACGAGGAAGAGAGAGGAGUACUUGGGCCUACCAGUGCAACGGCGUCGGUCACCCAAGAAGACCUAUAUAGUAUGGAUGUUGUGACCACGCUAUAG